AUCAAUAUUCUAGUGAAAGUUUGAGAGAAUUAGAUAUAGAUUGGGAAGAGCAAUUACUUGACAAUAUAGAUUGGGAGGAUAAUGUGACAGAAUAUUUACAUGAUUAUAUAACUUUGUACAAUUUGGAGGAUUACAAAAAAUAUUUGCAAGAUAAUGAUAAUGAUUUGAUGAAUUCAGAUAAUAAUACGGAGCAAAAUACCCAAGAAUCAAAUUAUUUAAGAGCCAAUCACAAUCUUUUAAAGGAUUUAAUGAAAAAUAUA
Racocetra fulgida is the source of this 260-nucleotide messenger RNA. The record is from the annotation of a GenBank genome assembly. NCBI's taxonomy places the organism in Eukaryota, Fungi, Glomeromycota, Glomeromycetes, Diversisporales, Gigasporaceae.